Messenger RNA from Brassica oleracea var. oleracea, 1813 nucleotides. RefSeq lists its product as uncharacterized. The record is from RefSeq and is a predicted model, not a curated record. NCBI's taxonomy places the organism in Eukaryota, Viridiplantae, Streptophyta, Magnoliopsida, Brassicales, Brassicaceae.
AUGGCGUCCAAAAAUGAUAUAUAUGUGUUACGGGCAUGGAUGUACAAUCAUAGAGAUCCGGAUACCGGUGAAGUGACGAGAGAAUAUCGGGCGGGGCUACGGGGUUUCUUACAACAGGCAACUAACCAACCAUUUGCAAGGGAAAAUGGUAAAAUAUUCUGUCCCUGUGUAAAAUGCAAGAACGAACCAUAUUUAGAAAUUGAUACUGUGAAGAAGCAUCUAUAUAAUAGAGGAUUUAGACCACAGUACUACAUAUGGUUUUUGCAUGGGGAAGGUGCAUCAAGUAGUAGUACGGGUCAGGGAUUUGAACUACCAAGUUAUAAUGCUAAUUAUUAUGAUCCUCGUGAGUCAAAUAUGUUUGGAAAUAAUGCGGGUGAUGGGUAUGAGCAAAAUAUGUUUGAAAAUAAUGCGGGAGAUAGGUAUGAGCAACAUGGAAAUAGAUAUCACAAUAUGGUUACAGAUGCAUUGCAUGAAGCUGCUAUUCCUGAUAGUAGUAGGGAAGAACCUAACAUAGACGCACAAAGGUUUUAUAAUAUGUUAGAUGCUGCCAAUGAACCUAUCUACGAAGGAUGUAGAGAAGGGCUUUCUAGAUUAUCACUAGCAUCUAGGAUGAUGACAAUUAAAAGUGAUCAUUCUCUAAAUGAGAAGUGCAUGGAUUCGUGGGCUCAACUCAUUAAUGAGUAUUUACCGGAAGGUAAUCUUGCUGCCGAUAAUUUUUAUGAAAUUCAGAAGCUAGUUGCGGGUCUUGGUCUACCAUCUGAAACAAUUGAUGUGUGCGUUGACAACUGCAUGAUUUUCUGGAAAGAUGAUGAAAAUCUGGAGGGAUGCCGAUUUUGUAAAAAGCCAAGAUAUCAAGAAACCACAGGAAGGAAUCGUGUGCCUUACAAACGUAUGUGGUACUUACCGAUCACAGAUAGAUUGAAGCGUUUAUAUCACUCAGAAAGGACAGCCGCGUGGAUGAGAUGGCAUGCCCAACAUUCGGUGAAAGAUGGCGAGAUUACACAUCCCUCAGAUGCUAAGGCAUGGAAACACUUUCAAACCGUAUAUCCCGACUUUGCGAGUGAGUGUAGAAACGUUUAUCUUGGUCUAUGCACGGAUGGAUUUAGUCCAUUUGGUAUGUCUGGAAGGCAAUACUCUUUAUGGCCUGUCAUCUUGACGCCAUACAAUCUCCCUCCGGAUAUGUGCAUGCAAAGAGAAUUUUUGUUCUUGAGUAUUCUAGUGCCUGGUCCAAAACAUCCAAAGCGAGCACUUGAUGUAUUUUUGCAACCUUUGAUCCAUGAGCUGAAGCUGUUGUGGCAUUUUGGCGAGGAGACAUGGGAUUAUUCGCAGCAGCAGAACUUCAAUAUGCGUGCAGUGCUUAUGUGGACCAUAAGUGACUUCCCCGCAUAUGGAAUGUUAUCGGGUUGGACCACACAUGGAAGAUUAUCAUGUCCAUAUUGUAUGGAGAAGACAGAUGCUUUUCAGCUGAAAAAUGGGAGGAAGUCAUGUUGGUUUGAUUGUCACCGUAGGUUUCUUCCGCCGCAUCAUACAUAUCGUAAGAACAAGAAAUUGUUUAGGAAAAACAAGGUGGUCCAUGCUCCUCCCCCAAUAAUGCAAUCAGGAGCAUCUUUGUUAGAGGAAAUUGACUAUUAUGGUGCUAACGAGACAUGUAAAGUUGGGGGAAAUUGGCACAUUCCAGCUAACAUGCCAGACGGGUAUACGACAUCUCAUAAUUGGCAUAAGAAGAGCAUAUUUUGGCAACUUCCAUAUUGGAAAGAUCAUCUCUUAAGGCACAAUCUUGAUGUGAUGCACAUAGAGAAGAAUGUUUUUGAGA